CCAUUCCAUCGUUGCGCAGAAGUAGCUAGUCACAGGAGCCACAAUGGCGUUUGUAGUCUCCGGCUGCUAGGGCUGUGGAUGUAUUAAAUCCACUAGCAUCGCCCUCAAUAUAGGCCUGGUUGAUUUCCAGAGCCAUUGAUAGUAAACUGGAACAUCUACUGCACAUGAAAAAACUAUAAUUUCUUAUAAAUAUUGAAUUUAUAGGGGAUAAAGCUUACAUUAAAGGGAACAUGUAAACAGCACCUACAGGGUCAAGUUUUCAUUUUGUUCGAGAGACGAUUGUCUUUAAAUGAAGACAUUUGCUCGUCACUGAGUGCCAAGACCGUAAUUCUGUGGAAUAAAAUCACCUUUCCUUAACUAGACACCGGACAAGGACAGCUUUGACAAAGGGGACUUUUUUUUUUCUUUCUUUUUUGCGGCUACAGUCGCUAGCCCGCUCACCGUUAGCUAGCUAGCUAGCGGUGCUAGCUCAGUUGAGACGGAGACGACAGCGCAAUGGUCCAAUGUUAGGUAGGAAGCUUUCAUUUACGGUCAUUUACGUCGCUGGAGAGCAACAGUGGAUUUAUUUUUGGUCGUUUUUGAGGCGUUUGGACGACACGCGGAGUGAAUGAAUCAGCUUUGAGGCGACGCACUGGACGUUUGCGGCCUAGUGCGGUCGUUAGCUACAUGUUGGACACUUGAAUUGACGCCCUGGUUAAUGAGCUGUUUGGACCCGGGCGCAGGAGGAGAGGCACCGACCCCGGUUUGAGGGAUGCCUGGGUCGGACCGACACCAUGGGACCAAGCGGAAGCCGGAAUCGAGCAUCAGCAGCCUGGCGCACGGCGCCCAUGCUGCGUUCCACACGGCUGCGGGAGACAUGGCCAAUCAAGAUGGCAAGGUGCAUUUAAGAUCUUUAAUGUCUUCCACCAAACGUAAACGGCAUAAAUCGGCAAAAUAUCGGGAACCUUCGGCUGAGGCCGACUAUUUUACCCUGGGCUACACGGCGCCGCCUAGUGUCAGCUUGGUGAAACCUCUGGUGGAAUACGACGAUAUCAGUUCGGACUCUGACUCCUUUUCAGACCCCCCGACCUCUAGACCACUUGAGACGGUUGCGGAGCGCCUGGAGCCCCCGCCUGAGUAUUUUAUCGAAGAGCCCACCCGAGAAAGCAAGCCGCAUAGACACUCCCGGAAAAAGUCCAAGGACCCCAAUAAGGUUCGAGACCCUGGCAAUGGGGAGCGUGGUAGUAGCAAGAAGAAGAGCAGCAAGGACCGGGAGAAGGGAGCGACUUGGACGGACAAGGAGAAACCCGCCUCGUCUGGCCUGUCCAAGCAUUACAUGCAGCAAGAGGUGGACUUCAAACGGUUGGACCCCAUGCCGGCCGCCCAGGUGUACCCCGCAACCAGCGUCGGGAGCACGUCCUCCACGUCGUCGUCCCGCAGCAAGGAGAGCAGCCGCUCAGGCAAGUCUCGUAAGGACAAACCGCAGAAACGGGAAAGCCGAGUGGAAGGUGUCCAUGGCAACCCCCAGAAGGUCCGGGUAGACCGGAGCCAUCGCAAGUCCUCCAAGAGCCACAAGUCCAGCCCAAAGGUCAAGCCGAAUCCAGGUAAUCCCCGCAGGAAACCCCCCAGUGCUGCUAUGUCGCCCAGUCCCAGGAGAGGAGGGACCGGUGGUGAGAGUCCACUGGGCGGCGGCGGGUAUGGCCAACUAGGGGAGGACAGCUAUCCGAGGCGCAAAGCGUCUCAGCAGAGCCCCAGUCCCUACGGGGACAUGGGCCGCCGCAGCAGGCAGAGAUCGGACAGCCCCUACGGCAGCAGGCACAGGUCCUCCAGCUUCGAGAGGGAGCCCAGCCCCUUCUCCAGGAGGCGCUCCAGCAGCCCCUACGGUACCCGCCGGUCCUCCAGCACCAGCCCCAUGUCUCGACGCUCUGCCCGCUCGAGGAGUCGAUCCCCUAUGCUGUACAACACCUCUUCCCAUCGCUCUUCCUCUCGGUCCCGUGGCAAACGGCACGGCGGGUCUUCUGGCGGUCUGGGGCCCAGUUCCUACAGCAACCGUCCCGCCAGCCGUUCCCCUCCACCCACUCGCCUUCCCCUUAAUUCCAGCCUGGGCGCGGAGCUCACCCGCAGGAAGAAGGAGCGGCAAGCUGCCGAGGCGGCGGCAGCUCGAGCCAGCAGCAGCGGUGCCGCCUCCCCGGCUCCACAAAAACCUGCAGCCUCCUCGUUGGCGACCUCCUCAAUGGCUUCCUCCUCUUCCUCUGCACGCCCUCCGGUUGAGGAUCCGCAGGAGGAAAGGGGCUCGGGAGAAAAGGAACCUCGGCCUCCAGAGGAGUCACCGCAGGAGGCAGCCAUCAUGGAAGAGCAGCCUGCUGCUCCAUUACCCUCCUUACCCUCCAUUACCGCCGACAUCUCCCCUGCUGCUCCUCCUCCUCCUGAACCAUCACCCCCAGAGCCCUCAGAGCCCUCAACCACCACUGCUGCGCCGGUUCCCCCACCGCCACCCCCGCCCCCACCCACGCCACCCCCGCAAGCUGACAACAUUCAACCACCUGCGCCCUCAGCCCCCGCAAAAUCACCAGCGCCUAUUCCUACGCGAAGCCCCGCCCGACCAACGCCGCUUCACAAGACGUUGACUUUGCCCCCCCUGCCAUUACCCCCCAUGUUGCUGGGAAACUCUCAGGACAGCCCAAAGAGGACCACUUAUUUUCAGAAGGGGUUGAGAAAAGAGAAGGAAAUGCGGAGUCGGCCGUCCAUCACCGACCUCCCGCUCCCGCCCACCCUGCCUGGAGGCGACUGCUCACCCCUCCAGUUUCCUACAAACCUGGGAUUGUCGCUUCCACAGCCAGUUUUUAAAAAGAGACCAAAGAUUUGUUGUCCUCGGUACGGCGAGCGCAAACACACCCAAAGCGAUUGGGGCAAGCGAUGCGUGGAUAAGUUCGACAUAAUCGGCAUCAUAGGAGAAGGAACCUACGGCCAGGUGUACAAAGCUAAGGACAGAGACACAGGUGAACUGGUGGCUCUUAAGAAAGUGCGCUUAGACAACGAGAAAGAGGGCUUCCCAAUCACAGCCAUCAGGGAGAUCAAGAUCCUGCGGCAGCUCAAACACUGCAGCGUCGUCAACAUGAAGGAGAUCGUCACCGACAAGCAGGAUGCGCUCGACUUUAAAAAGGACAGAGGGGCGUUUUACCUGGUCUUCGAGUACAUGGACCACGACCUCAUGGGCCUGCUGGAGUCAGGCUUGGUCCAGUUCUCGCACGAGCACAUUCGCAGCUUCAUGCGCCAGCUGAUGGAGGGCCUGGACUACUGCCACAAGAACAACUUCCUGCACAGGGACAUCAAGUGCUCCAACAUACUGCUCAACAACAGGGGUCAGAUCAAAUUGGCUGACUUCGGUUUGGCUCGGCUUUAUAACUCCGAAGAAAGUCGUCCAUACACUAAUAAAGUGAUCACGCUGUGGUAUCGUCCUCCCGAGCUCCUGCUGGGAGAGGAGAGGUACUCUCCGGCCAUCGACGUGUGGAGCUGCGGGUGCAUUCUGGGAGAGCUGUUCACUAAGAAGCCCAUCUUUCAAGCUAACCAGGAGCUUUUGCAGCUGGAGCUCAUCAGCCGUCUGUGUGGUUCUCCUUGUCCUGCAGUCUGGCCUGAUGUCAUCAAACUGCCCCUCUUCAACACCAUGAAGCCCAAGAAACAGUACCGACGUCGCCUGCGGGAGGAGUUCGCCUUCUUGCCCACUUCCGCCUUGGACCUGCUGGACCGAAUGCUGACACUUGACCCUUUGCGGCGCUGCACGUCGGAGGGUGCUCUCAACAGCGAUUUCCUCAGCGACGUGGAGCCCAGCAAGAUGCCGCCUCCAGAUCUUCCUCACCACCAAGACUGCCACGAGCUGUGGAGCAAGAAGCGGCGGCGGGCGCGUCAGAGCGGGCUGCCCGAGGAUGUGCCUGUGCCCAAAGCGCCCCGGAACGACGCAUCGGGCACCUCCAGCGGCGAAAACAGUCGUCCCCAAACAAGCCCGGCCGUAGCACCGCCUCCUCCGCCGGGAAAACCGCCCGCGGCCGUUGUCCCAGACAAUGACUUGUCAGCGCUGGGAGCUGCCGCCGAGCAAUUGAACCAGACGGAGCUGGCCUUGCUGCUCAACCUCCUCCAGGGACAGACCGAGUUCUCGCUGCCCCAGGUGGCUCAGCUCCUCAACCUCUCCAACGCAGAGACUCUCAGCCAGUCCUUGUCCGCCCUCAGCGAGGCCUCCGACCACCACCAGGGGGCAACGGAGCACCAAGUACGGGGCUCCUCGUCGUCCAGGACCGGCCCCCCUGAGCCGCAGGAGCUCUCGCCAACCUCCGGCGACCCGGCCAACAUCCCGGAGGAACAGGCCAAUUUACUGGCUCUCAUUUUGGGCCACAUCAUGAAGCCGCAAGGCGAGGAGCAAGCCGACGAGAGCAACGGCGUCCAAUCAGAAGAGGCACUAACGCGCGGUUCAUCCGCAUCUACUACUGACCGCAAGGAUGUCCCCAAAAGGAAGCCGUUCGGUACCCACCGUGCACCUCCGUCCGCCGAGCAACGUCCACCUUCCCCGCCCGGCCCGCCUCCGUCUGCCCGGCCCGCUGAAGCCCACUCCAGCCGGGAUAUCAAUCCUGCGGUGGCGGCCGCCUUGCUCCAGCUCAUCUCCCAGCAAGACUCGGACACUAGCGCUUCUCCGGGUGGUGACAACCCGUCAACCGGAGGUGACGCCCCGGGGAAGCCGCCCUGGGCAGCAGAUUCCCCCUCAAAACCGUCACCCGUAAAAGAAGCCUCGGAGGAAGUGGCGAGUUCUUCUCGCACGGCCCAUUUCCCCAAAGAUCAGGACCUCCGGUUUGGAGCUUCCCACUAAGACCGAUUAGAUCUUUACCUGAGAGCACCUUCAGGAUUCAGCUGCAAGCAGGAAGUGAAUGUUUGCUUUCUGGAUCACUGUCACUUCCAAAGUGUUGCAUCGUCUACAAGCACUCCGCUUUGGGAAGCUUCUCUGAUGCAGGCCCUCUCCCAAAAGAAUGAUUGUCGUCACCACUGCAGUGCCGACCUCCACGGAGGUUUUGCCGCCUAUACUGGAACCCAGAGAAAGUGUGUGGUCUCCUGCUAAUCUGGACAUGCUCCUCGUGACCUCUCCCGGUGACCUUUUUGGAAGGCUGGAUGCUUUUUCUUUCCCCGUUCAAUCCAUUUUACAGCCCUAAACUCAGCAGUGUUGUGACAAGCCUUAAUUUAGCUGCGUGGCGCAUCAUCUUCCGCGCUUCGAAACAUGAAAUCUCACGGUUCCGCUCGGCCCAAUUAUGAAGUUAGUCGCAACAAAAGAGAAAAACACACUUGAUGACUUUUAAGCGCUUUUCCUGGAGGGCAUCCAAAGCUGCUCAAUGCCUCCCUGUGUGCAGCAAAAGCUUUUUUGUUUUGUUGUGGGUGCAAUUUUUUUCCUGAAUAAAGAAAACGAUACGCUCAGAGUAUUUCUAAUCGUGGGCCAUGAUUCUGUUUCGUUUUUUUUUUUCCUUUGGAAGAGGAAAAAAGAUUUCACGUGUCCAAGAGUAAAAAUAUUUUGUAAUAUGUGUUUUGUUUUGUUGAGUUGAUUAAAGAAAGUUAUGAGACCAA
This is a messenger RNA of Nerophis lumbriciformis (worm pipefish), 5577 nucleotides long. It is a transcript of the gene cdk12, whose product is annotated as cyclin dependent kinase 12. Gene Ontology annotation, biological process: protein phosphorylation; positive regulation of transcription elongation by RNA polymerase II. NCBI's taxonomy places the organism in Eukaryota, Metazoa, Chordata, Actinopteri, Syngnathiformes, Syngnathidae. The record is from RefSeq and is a predicted model, not a curated record. Gene Ontology annotation, molecular function: ATP binding; cyclin binding; RNA polymerase II CTD heptapeptide repeat kinase activity. Gene Ontology annotation, cellular component: cyclin/CDK positive transcription elongation factor complex; nucleus.